Messenger RNA from Gambusia affinis (western mosquitofish), 2095 nucleotides. RefSeq lists its product as uncharacterized. The record is from RefSeq and is a predicted model, not a curated record. Bases 171 to 452 code for a protein of 93 amino acids. The transcript is spliced from 4 exons. NCBI's taxonomy places the organism in Eukaryota, Metazoa, Chordata, Actinopteri, Cyprinodontiformes, Poeciliidae.
AUCUGUACCUCCCUCUCUGUCAUCUCUCUCUCUCUCUCUUCCUUUCUCUCUGCUCCCCCUAGCUGCUGUGGCCUGAGCACUCUGAUGCAGCCACCGAAUGUUUAGUUGGAGCAGAGGCUGCUGCGGUAUCAGGUUGUUCUCCAACAACCAGGAACUCUCUGAUAAUCAUCAUGGGAAACUGCACCUCAGGGCAAAAGAAGAAGAAAAAAGGGAAUUCUACUGAUGGGAACACUGACGGAAGCAACGAGAAUAAGCCCAAUGACGAUGUAACGUACGCCUCCAUCAACCACCCCACUGGCCAGGGAUUGAGACCCGAAAAGGCUACCAAUGAAUACGAAGAUGACAAUGACUGUGACUACGCUACGGUGAAAAUCCCAGAAGAAGUUCAAGUAGAUGCUCAUUCCGAGUCAUCCAAAGAGGAAUGCACAGAUGAUUAUGUGCUCAUGGGCUGAAGAGAAAUUUGAAGAUGAGCUCAUUUGGACAAAAGUUUGUUUGCGGUAUGGAGGAGCUCAGGAGCUCAUGAACUAUGAGAGUUUACAAAUGAAUCAAGAUCGUAUCUUGAUUAACAAAGACAAACUGUGGAAAAACUGCAAACCGCUAGUGGUUGGGAUUUUUAACCCCUGGAUGGUACUUUUCUUCUAUGGUGGACCAGAACAAGAAGACGAAAGGCAUGCAGUUUCUUAUACAGAUUACAUCUGAAGAUAUUUCAGUUGCAUUUGGCUGUCUCUAAAGAUAUCUGCAAGGAAAUGUCUGGAGUGAGGGUAGACCACACUGCCUUACAACUUGCUCCGCCCAACCAGUCAGUCCUACAACUUGGCUAAAACCCACAUUAAGUGACUUUAAAAUUUAACAACAGCAUAGCGGAAAAUUUGAGGGGCUUUCCAACCAUGUAAACGGCCAAUGCCUAGUUCUUUCCCUGUCUUCUCUUAGCUAUUGCUAUCUGAAUGAAUGACAUUUGAAAGCCUCGACAAAUGAAUGUUAUUGUGAGUUUAAAAUUAGGUUUUGUUCUAGGAAAAAUAGAUCAGCACAAUUCUUCCGGAAAUGAAUCCAAGCUUUCCUCAAAGUGUGGCUUUAUGUAACUAAUGCUGACUUUGAGUUGAUUGAGAAUCUCACUACCACUACAUGUGGAGCUGCAAAAGUCUAUUAGUGUUUGCAUGUUUCAUUAGAGUGUGCCUGUUAUGCUCAAAUGGUUGAAUCGCUGUUAGCUUUUGCUACUGUAAAAAAAAGAACUGGCUCAUGGUUUUCCUACCACACAAAAACAAAACGCGUAAACAACAUGCAGAUUUUUAAAGCAUAACAAGUGCAUAUUUGUUUUGCUUUCCGGGUGUCUGCUGUCAAUCUAUAAAUAUUCUGCCGCAGAUGGAGGCUUGAUCUUAUCUCUCUUUUUCUGUUCAUGCUGAAGAAAUAGAGCGCCCAUGCUCUGCUCCACUUUUAACCAACGUUUCACCACCCAUAAAAACUCCACGUUGAGCCACCAACCUUCGCACACCGAUGAUAUUAAUAAGGCCCAAUUUUACUCUUUAAGUUAGCUUCCAGGUUAACGUAAUUAAAAGUAGAAGUGAAUAAAGUUAACACAUGAAUGUAUCUUAAUUUAUCAUCUUUUUACCGUUGCAUGCUCCUGAGAACUUCUAUACAUUUCCUUAAUGUUCUACUAACAGCUAAAUAUGUAUUUGCAUAUACGUAUUAGUUUGUUUUUUUUAAUCUGUGUGCAUCUUGUGUGGUGCAUGCAUCUUUAUUUAUGUUUGUGUAUGAAAUGAAUUUAGCUAACUUUCUUCUGGUUUUACUUCUUUUUUGGUUUAUUCUUUAUAUUUUCUAUUAAUUAAAUGUUUUCAGAGUAAGAGGCUUGGUCAAAUUAUUUUAUACAAAUUAGUAUUGACAUUUAGAAUUGUCUUCAGGAAGUACAUUUAUUUAGGUAAUUCAGAUAAAAAAGAACAAGAAAAAAACUGAAGAUUGUACAUGGAUAUGUGUUAUAUCUGGUGUCCUGGUGUGUUUGGUGGCCAAUUAGGCAUAGUGAUACCAUGGUCAUUACACUAGGUUUUGUCACAUUUGUUGACCUUUUAAUUCUCUAGAUAAUAAAGUAAAUCUAGAUAAUGUA